Messenger RNA from Phyllostomus discolor (pale spear-nosed bat), 2726 nucleotides. It is a transcript of the gene RASL12, whose product is annotated as RAS like family 12. The transcript has 5 exons. Gene Ontology annotation, molecular function: GTP binding; GTPase activity. The record is from RefSeq and is a predicted model, not a curated record. The coding region runs from base 422 to 1222 and encodes 266 amino acids. NCBI's taxonomy places the organism in Eukaryota, Metazoa, Chordata, Mammalia, Chiroptera, Phyllostomidae.
CCGCGGGCCUCCCUCUCUCUGGUCCUUGUCCUUCCCUGCCGGGUCUGGGGGGCGCUCCGGGCAGUGACAGCGCCCCUGCCUUCGAGACCAAGUACUUUGGACUGUGCUGGCGGUCGAGCACCCUCCCCCGCGUGUUCUGCGGGGUGAGUGAGCCCCGCGGGGUGCUCCCGCAGCCCUUACAAGGAGUUUGGCGGCGCUCGGGGCGGCCCCGCCCGCCGUGCUCCUCCCGCCCCUCCUCCGGCGCGCUCGGGCUGAGCCGCGGGAACACUGCCCGCUCCUCGCGGGGUCCCGGGCGCAGACACCGACGGGGCAGAGAGUGCCGGGGGAGCCCUGAGUCGCCCUCCCCGGAGGGCCCCGACGGGCGGGCACGCUGAUUGGGGCCCUUCGGCCAAGGACCCGCAUCCCUCUUCGCAGCGUCGCCAUGUCCUCGGUGUUCGGGAAACCCCGCGCGGGCAGCGGGCAGCAGAGCGCGCCGCUCGAAGUCAACCUGGCCAUCCUGGGGCGCCGCGGGUCCGGGAAGUCGGCCCUGACUGUGAAGUUCCUCACCAGAAGGUUUAUCAGUGAAUAUGACCCCAACUUGGAGGACACCUACAGCUCGGAAGAGACUGUGGACCACCAGCCUGUCCACCUGAGGGUCAUGGACACUGCAGACCUGGACACCCCCAGGAAUUGUGAGCGCUAUCUGAACUGGGCCCAUGCCUUCCUGGUGGUAUACAGUGUCGACAGCCGCCAGAGCUUCGAGGGCAGCGGCAGCUACCUGGAGCUGCUCGCUUUGCAUGCGAAAGAGACACAGCGCAGCUACCCCACUCUGCUGCUGGGCAACAAGCUGGACAUGGCCCAGUACAGGCAGGUCACCGAGGCAGAGGGCGCGGCCUUGGCGGGCAGGUUCGGGUGCCUGUUUUUCGAGGUCUCCGCCUGCCUGGACUUUGAGCGCGUGCAGCACGUCUUCCACGAGGCGGUGCGGGAGGCCCGGCGGGAGCUGGAGAAGAGCUCCCUGGCCCGGCCCCUCUUCAUCUCCGAGGAGAGGGCCCUGCCCCACCAGGCCCCACUCACUGCCCGUCAGGGACUGGCCAGCUGUACCUUCAACACACUUUCCACCGUCAGCCUGAAGGAGAUGCCCACCGUAGCCCAGGCCAAGCUGGUGACCGUGAAGUCAUCCCGGGCCCAGAGCAAGCGCAAGGCACCCACCCUGACACUACUGAAGGGCUUCAAGAUCUUCUGAGGAACCCCCCGAGGACCCUAGGCUCAGAGGCUGGGCGGGGCUGCAGGAUGGUGGCUGAUUUCUGGUACUGGCUUUCCCGCUGAUGGAACAGUAGCCUGCAGUGGACAGCUGACCCCUGAUCUGGCACCAAGCAGUGUCCCGACCCCCAGUUCCACGUGUGAGCUGGAGGAACAGGCAGGAAUGCUGUCCCUAUUCCCUCUGGGGCCUUGGUUUCCAUGGUAACCACUGCAUUCCCUGCCGUUGAAGGGAAACAGCCCAGACCCCUGGGGUCAGCCUGAAGCAGGAGGAAACUGCAGUGUCCUUCGUGGCAUCAGCCCUCCAGGUGGAUGGACAGCUCCAGGAGGCCCUGCCAAGUGCAGGCCCGGGAACAUCCUGUGGGAAGGGCAGCCCUGAGGUCCUUGAGCCACCUGGUGGUCAGAAGGGCCGGGUGGGCGAAGGUUUUGCGGGGCAGGAGUCUGGCCCUCCCAUUGUCUUCUGACCUCACAGAAGCCCCAGGCAUCAAACCUCACAGUUUAUCCAAUGAAUAACUAGUUUAAACCUAUGGGACAUCCCAUAAGAAGUCAAGUCACAAGAAGGGCUAUUUCUAGUAGUUUGCCUCUCAAGGAGGGUAGAGGGAGAAGCUGUGGGUCGUCCAGGAUAGGGGGCCUCUAGAAGUGGUCACCAGAAGGCAGGGCCCCCUUAUUUUCCCGCCUGAAAUUAAGGACCCUGUCUAUCCACAGUCAGGACCAGCCUUCUCAGUGUUGUGACCAAAGCCACGGAGCAAAGCCAUUCUCUCCCAUGGGAGCGACUCUGGACUCCAGGGAGCCCACAGCUGGCAGCAUCAAGCCAGCAGGCACCAUUACCGUGUCCUGGAUCCGUGGGCAGAAACAGUGGGCCAGUUUGCAGCCUGGCUCGACAGGACUCAGUACCCUUGGCAGUGGGUCUGCGUGUUCACAGUGUUCUCUUAUAAGAUAGAACCUGAAGCAUUUGUGGUUCCUAAAGCAAAGUUUUGCAUAAAUUAUUUGGGGUUGCCCCCUCGGCUUAUACCACAGCACUAUGGCUCAGACAAGAUCAGAACCCUCCCUUGGGGCCCCAUGGUUAGCAAGAUAAGGGUCUCGUAGCUUUUUCACUCUGUGUACCAUGGGACCUCUGGCAGACCCUCAGCAGAUAAGCAGAUCAAGGAGAGGGCUCAGGUGGGAGGAAGGGGCCAGAAGGGAUUCUGAGCUCAGAACCCUGCUCCUUUCAGGAGCUUGGAUUGAGAGCAACAGCUCUAACCCGGCCGUCAGCCCUGUUUUACAGAGGUGGAGGAGCUGAGGUCUGAGGGAGGCUGUGAGGUCCUCAGGGCCGCACGACAAGUCCUGGCAGGCUUCCCGACCCACAGGCUGGCUAUGGGUUUUACUCUUUUGCUCCCCACCGCUAGUUAGUGUGGGGACCACCGCCAUUGAACAAAAUGCAGUUCCAGUGGCCCAUAUCCAGAAGCAUUUUAAUAAAAAGGGUUUGUGUGUGUUUUUUUUUCAUAAUAGAA